AUGUCCUGUGCGUUGCCGUGGAUCCUUGCGACUGUCCUAUGCUGGGGCUCGCCAGAGAUCGACAGGGACGAAGAUCUCGUAGAGCGGCAGGUGCUCUUGCAACAUGGUGGGCCACUAUCCUGUGAGUUCACAGAGGAUCCGGUGGACUGGCCGAGCCUCCUUGCCGCCUUGCGCGGGGUGGCCGCGAACUUCUCGCACUCCUCGGUGAUGAUCACAGCGGUUCAGUUGCAGGAACAUUUCGAGGCGGACAAGGGCAGGGACGUUCGUUUGGAUGGCUGCUUCCUCGGGCUUCUGGCGGUUCGCCUGAUGUCGGUCUACGUCUCUGGUGCACAUCACCAUAUGUUUCUGCGGGCGAGUCAAGACUGGAUGGUACAUCAAGGUUUCAACGACUUCAUGGCCUUGCCCUUCGUCAACGUCCUGAAAUCUCCCUUCGUCCACAGCACUGUGGCUGCGCUGGGUGCAUACAGUCGGCAGACCCGUGAGGCGUGUCCCGCUCUUCGCGGACCGCCGGGCAUACAGAGCGAAUGGGAGGCGAAGCAGUUCGGACAUCUCUGGUGCUUCAUGACAGAAGGAUCUCCGCCUAUGGUGAUGAAAGUGCAGGGCGCGAAUCUUGCAUCGCCUUGGUGUGGAGUGCAGGAGCCUCUGGCGCCGGCCUCGCCGUACACGGGCUUCGUCCGUCGUGCCUCCGACGAGCAGGCAACACGUGUCCUCCAGCCGCUUUGGCAAGCUGCAGAGGAGGCGCUUAGCCAGCGAAGGCCAACGCGGCGGCUGGCCGUGGCCACGCACGCGUAUUUCUCCCAGCAGACUGUGGCUUGCGCCGAGGCAGAGGCCACGGCCUCCUUGGCUGCUGCCUGGAUCGGGCAAUUGCCUCACAUGUUUGCCGUUAGGCGAGCUCAGGAUUCUCUGAAGGAUCUGAGCUUUUUGCAAGCCACCUACACCCGGUGGCCGGUUUGGGAUCUGAUGAUGCAGAUGGCUGCACGACCGACGGCAGGCCUUACUGACGGUCUUCAGCCAAGCUCUUGCAUCUCGCUGGAGCCGUGCCGCCGCACGGUGACGUUCUACAGGAGGCUCCGCAUGCAGCUGGGCUCAGAGCUACUCGAGUGUCCAGAAGCUUCCGAUGCCUUGGCCCUGUCCUACCGCCAUGGGCUCUUGCGGCUCGAGAGCAACUACUCGGAAUUGAUCCGGCUGCGAGGGAACAACCUUCCGGAGUUGCUUCUGUUGGACAUCACCCGCGUCCUGCAGCGUAUGGGCAUGGAGGACAUGGAAAAUUCGCACGCCUGGGUCAGCAAGUAUGUGGUGCAGCGUGCGGUGAGCGUUGAGGAGCUGCCGGUGCGGUUGGGCUGGGAGGGGAUGCGCAUCUCCAGCCCGAUCCACCGGUUUGGGGACGUCCACAUCGAACCGCAGCGUCUCGGACCCCGCAAGAGGGCGCGGCGAAGUCGCUUGCCCUUCGGGUUCUCGGAUCGCCGCGCUUCGGUGUAUAUCCUGAUUGUUGAGAGCGCAUCGCGAACUGCUUUCGAGGCCUUCUGUCCCAAGACGAUGGCUUUUCUACGACGGCAGAGCCGGCUGGAGCGACCAGUACGUGCUGACGAGGAGAGCCCAAACAGCCGGAAGUGGCGAGUCGUUGACCUAGCGCUUUUCCAUGCCUUGUAUGGCGGCACGGUAGCCAAUAUGGUACCUGCGCUUACAGGUUUUUCCUUCGACAUGGCCAAAGACUCCGAACGGAGGGCCGGCUGGAGAUGUGAAACGGUUCUGGAAGGGAUUCCGGAGGGACGGCUUCUCUGGAACAUCGCGAAGAAGCAUGGUUACAAGACGCUUUUUGGCGCCACCGGCUGCAAUGGUUUUCUUGGCACCCGAUACUGCCGCAAGUGGCUUGGCCAGUUCGACCGUGUCGUCCCCAGCCUGGAGAUCGAUCCGAACUGCCAUUCUCAACACGAAUGGCGUGCCAUGAUGCUGGAAAGGAAAGGGAAGCGCGGCUGCAUCGGAGGGAAGCGUCCGAGUGAACACUUGCUGGACUAUUUCCUCCGCUUCCAGGAGAUCCAUUCCGAUGGCCCUGUUUUUGCCUACCUGCACCUCGAGGCUUCCCACGAAUCUCAGCAUGCGCUGCAGCUGCUCGACGAGGCAUUGGCGGCGCACCUCGAGGGCCUCAGCAGGCUCCCACCCGAGGCUCGGCCGCUUCUCGUCUUAGCUGGGGACCACGGUCCGCCCAACGAGUGUGAUGAGAAGUCGCCUUUGGUCUCCUUUCUGGUGCCAGAAGCGCGCCUGCCGGACGUGGGUUGCGGAGGCCUGCUGACAAACUGUGGGUUGCCUCAUCUCCAGAGCAACCUCACCGGGACACUGAGAGGAGCGGCCGAGGAGAAUGCUCGGCUCUGGAGGCGGUACAUGUGGAACCUGGAGCAGAACCGCUUCGUGAUCUCCUCCUGGUAUGAUGUGUAUGCAACCCUGCGGCAUAUCAUCUCGGGGAAGGAUCCUGGAGGUGCUGCUCAAAACGAGCUGCAAUGGGAUGCUCCGGACCACCGGGCCCGAUCCCUCCUCUCGAAGCUGCCUCGGCGAAGGACCUGCACCCAAGCCGGUGUGCCAGAGUGGCAUUGCGGCUGCGCAAGAACCUGGGUAGGUUACUGCCCGCUCUCGAAGCGCGGGCAAUGGGCUAUCGCCGUCAGAGCCCUCGAAGAGGUGAACCAGCUCGUGGAGGCUGCUGGCCCCAAGUUCCGGGUGGACUCGAGCGUGUGCCGGCCCAUGCAGCUCGAGCAACUGCUGAACUGUGAGAUGCAUCUGCCCAGCUACCAGCGGAUUCAGCACAAUCUCCAAGGGAAGGGCAAGGAAGAUCGGACCAUCAUCCGUCUUCGAAUGCUCACGACGCACGGCAUGGAGUUUGAGUUCUACGUCUACAUGCGCUUCAAGUCCUUGUCUGGCAAUCUGCAGGAUGUGGAAGGAUACGUGGACGAGUUCCUGAAGCUCUUCCCCAGGUCCCGCUACCGGCCCAACGAGCAUUGCACGCCGACAAACCUCGACCCGGCCUUCUGUGCUUGUGGGGACGAGGCCGAGUUGCGGAAGCGACCCGCUAUUGAUGAGGACUUGCCGACAUGA
Molecule: messenger RNA, 3084 nt
Organism: Symbiodinium sp. CCMP2592
Lineage: Eukaryota; Dinophyceae; Suessiales; Symbiodiniaceae
Source: the annotation of a GenBank genome assembly